Rotaria sordida is the source of this 1239-nucleotide messenger RNA. The record is from the annotation of a GenBank genome assembly. NCBI's taxonomy places the organism in Eukaryota, Metazoa, Rotifera, Eurotatoria, Philodinida, Philodinidae.
AUGAUUUCUUAUGCUCCAACAAUUAUCUCUUCAUCACUGAAAUAUAUAACUAUUAAGAAUAGUGAACUUAGAUGGAGUAAAUUAAAUCGAUUAUUCCAAUGUACGCCUCGACUUGAAUAUCUUUCGACAACUGUGACAUCUGUUAUUGAUGAUAAUUACAUAUCAUCUUCACUUUCAACAUUAACUAAAUGGAAUCUUGAAACUUUUUCAAAGUUUAAUACUUCAAAUACCAAUGUCUUCUUUCAAAACAUGUCUAAUUUAUGUUAUUUAAAAGUCAUAUUACACUUUCAAUUGAUUGAUGGUCAUCAAUGGAAACAAAUUAUUCGAAAUUACUUACCUAAAUUAAAAAUAUUUCGACUUAAAACGAAUAAAACAAUUCGGCUUGAUGAUAAUAUCGAAGAACGUGCGAAUGCCUUAAUCAAUUCAUUUCGGGAUUCAUUUUGGAUUGAUGAACAUAAAUGGUUUGUUCGGUGUUUAAUUUUGUCAAGAUUUCUUCGGCUCUUUACACAUAGUUAUCGAUUGAAAUACUAUGAAACUCGUUGUGAUUCAUGGAAAUCGACAUGUCCAUACGAUGAUUAUCAAAAGUUUCAAUAUGACAUGGUCAGAACCUGUUUUCAUGAAUUUCUUGAGAAAUUUGCUUUGUCUCAUAUUCAUUUACCUAACAUUAAGUAUCUUGAUAUAAAAUUUCCUAUCAACGAUCAAUUUUGGUCUAAUAUUCCAAGUUUAAAUCGAUUGGACUUACUUAGAAUAUCAUCUCAUGCUGAUACUUUUCAAUCUCAAUUACAAGCUUUAUUAAAUCGCGCACCUCAUCUAAGAAGACUUCAUAUCAGUCAAGAUGCAUCAUUACCUUUACAAAGAUCAUUAUUCAUAUAUACACAUAGAUCGAUUUUCCUAUUGGAUUUACACGAAUGUUAUCAUUAUUUUAAUGAAGAAGAGUGCCUUACAUUGAGUCGUUCUCCUCUUGGUAUUCAAUGUGAAGCUCUUUUUAUUCAACUUAAUAAUCGUCAAAGUAUAAUUAGCCUUGUCAGAAAUAUGAUCAAUCUUCGAGCAUUAAAUAUUUAUUGGAAUGAUGACAAAGUUUUUCAACAUUCACAACAAACAAAUAAUAAUGAUAGAAAUCAGAAUGAAAAAAAACAAGUUUUAGAUGAACUUGUUCAAUGGUUAAAAGAUGAGUUACCAUCGACGUAUUUGAUCAGUGCUGAUCCUCAUUACACUCAUGAUAUUUCAAUAUGGAUUUAA